CUUUUCAAUUUUCAAAUUCAAACUGCAGCUUGGCUUCGCAUCGUCGCAGAGCUCGAUCAGGUUUUCGGAGAAUUGACUAAAUCUCAGCAACUCUCGACUUGGAAAUUGUACAUUACAACUUAAAUAUUCGGACAACAAAAUCAAUAUCUAAACUAAAACCCGCGUUCAAUUAAAAGAAACGCGAUCCAAGAAGUCUAAAUCAGCCAAGCGUCUGCUGAUCUGUGUUACUUGUGUUUGUAUAAAUAAAAGAAAUAAUCAAAAUGGUGGGCACAACCCUGAAAAUGCGCGGCGAUGAGAACGCUUCGGAGAAUUUCAAGCAAGUGCAACUGAAGAAAUUGACGGUGCCUUCGCAGGAGGUGACAACAAAACGCGCUGCUUUGGGAGAUUUGCAAAAUCGCGGUCUAAAUCGCGCCAUUGCUGCGAAAGAUGCGGCACAGAAAGACUCCAAGGAUCUCAAGCUCACAGACGCCCUGCGCAAUGCCAAGGCUCGAGUGGACACCCACUGGAAGAAAACGGCCCUGGGAACCAGCACAAAUGGCAAUACAGCCGCUCCGCCCAAGGCCAACGAGGGGGGUGUGUCGGCCUUUUUGCGAUCGAAUUCGGUGCGCACUCGCGUUCCGGCCAAGACGACUGUAGAACCUGUUAAGAUUACAGUAAAAGCCAGUUCCAACGAGAAUGCCAACGAGCCCGCCUUGAAACGCGAGGACAGUAAUCUGUCCAAGAAAUCGCUGACCAAGCUCCGCGCUGCCCUGGCCAAGCCCGUGAUGGGAGUGUCCGGGAUUCGCCGGGAGCCAGUAGCUGUGGCCCGCAAGGAGACGGAGAUCAAGGCCAAGGAAAUUCUGGAAGUCAAGAAGGAGGUGACGGAGGCCAAAAAGGAAGCGACCAGGAUGCCCCUGAUCAAGGCCAGCAGUGUGGUCACCACGACCACAUCCACGCUGCCCACCACCAUGUCCCUCUCGAGCAAACGCCUGGCCGGGAUCGAGGACAUCGAUGCCAACGACAAGGAGAACCUGGUUCUGGUCUCCGAAUAUGUGAACGACAUCUACGACUAUUUGUACCAGGUGGAGCUGCAGCAGCCCAUACACAAGGACCACUUGGCCGGCCAGAAGGAGGUGUCGCACAAGAUGCGGGCCGUGCUGAUCGACUGGAUCAACGAGGUCCACCUGCAGUUCCAUCUGGCCGCAGAGACCUUCCAGCUGGCGGUGGCCAUUAUCGAUCGCUAUCUGCAAGUGGUCAAGGACACCAAGCGCACCUACUUGCAGCUGGUGGGCGUGACGGCUCUCUUCAUUGCCACCAAGUACGAGGAGCUCUUCCCGCCGGCCAUCGGUGACUUUGUCUUCAUCACCGAUGACACCUACACCGCGCGGCAGAUCCGCCAGAUGGAGCUGCAGAUCUUCAAGGCCAUCGACUGCAAUCUGUCGCGUCCGCUGCCGAUUCACUUCUUGAGGCGGUACUCGAAGGCUGCCGGCGCUGAGGACGAGCACCACGCGAUGUCCAAGUACUUUAUUGAGCUGGCUUCCGUGGAAUACGACAUGGCCUGCUACAGGCCAUCGGAGAUUGCAGCUGCUUCGCUGUUCCUCUCGCUGCACUUGCUCAAUGGAAACUACCGGGCUGGCACGGGCUUCAACGACCGCCACUGGACGCCCACUCUGACCUACUACUCGCGCUACUCGGCCGCCCACUUGCGACCCAUUACGCGGCAGAUCGCCAAGCUGGCCCGGGAUGCUCCGCAGGCCAAGCUGAAGGCCAUCUACAGCAAGUACCAGGGCAGCAAGUUCCAGAAGAUCGCGCUCCGAACGGAGCUGACCGGCGCGCUGAUGGACUCGAUCGUGGGCAGCCUGAGGAAAUAGAGCCGGAGGACGCAGACACAACUAGUUUAGUUUAAUUUGUUUUCAUUUUUUAAAUUUGUAGCGUAUUCAAUAUUCUGUUCGUUUCGUGUUCGUUACAAAAUGCGUAUAGUAUCGGUAUUCGCAUAGCUAUCUAUCAUCAUCGUCAUAAGCAAUCACCCCCUACACUUACACAUCGUAUUCUGCUGGAGUCCCUUGAGCACUUUUCGACCGCUGCCAAGAGCUGGCUCCGGCACCUUUGCACCUGGAGCACAAGUUGAACGCGAGCCGGCCGCUGGGAGUGAGUUCCGCCGGUAAGACCAGGUACCGGACCAAGUUGGAGCCCGCCUGCUCCUCCCGCUGGGACAGCUUCUCAGUGGGGAGCGAGCGGCGGAGCGGUGGACACCGAGAGAGAGUGGGCAACGAGUUCAUUUGCUGGCCGAACACAUCGGCGUUGUCUCUCCAAGAACUAUAUUUUAUAAUCACAUCCUCUACUCUUAUUUGUAUUUACUUUUUAGCUUUGAUAGGAAAUUAUUCGCUCUGUGCAUUAUGAAUAAAUCCAAAAAACGUGCAAAAAUAUUUCCGUAUCCCAAAAAUAUAACGAGGAUUAGACUAUUUGUAAUUUAUGUCAUGUAUUUCACCACAACCAUACAAAAAAACACCCUAAGCUAGUUCUAUUGUUUACUUAUAGAUAAGCAAUAAUUAAGAAACAUUUUUAACCCACUUUGUUUCCGAAACUGUCUGAACAAUACAUAGCAAAUAAAGAUUUGUGUAAUUUUAUAAAAAA
Drosophila takahashii is the source of this 2613-nucleotide messenger RNA. RefSeq names its product Cyclin B (gene CycB). Gene Ontology annotation, biological process: regulation of cyclin-dependent protein serine/threonine kinase activity; mitotic cell cycle phase transition. NCBI's taxonomy places the organism in Eukaryota, Metazoa, Arthropoda, Insecta, Diptera, Drosophilidae. Gene Ontology annotation, cellular component: nucleus; cytoplasm; cyclin-dependent protein kinase holoenzyme complex. The record is from RefSeq and is a predicted model, not a curated record. Gene Ontology annotation, molecular function: cyclin-dependent protein serine/threonine kinase regulator activity.